Molecule: messenger RNA, 5811 nt
Organism: Rhinopithecus roxellana (golden snub-nosed monkey)
Lineage: Eukaryota; Metazoa; Chordata; Mammalia; Primates; Cercopithecidae
Gene: CNTNAP4
Product: contactin associated protein like 4
Exons: 23
Coding region: 40-3747 (1235 amino acids)
Source: RefSeq, a predicted model, not a curated record
UUCUCUUGCUGCCGCCGUGAUUCUGAGGCUUCCUCGGCCAUGGGGAACUAUGACUGUGAUGAUCCUCUUGUGUCUGCCUUGCCUCAGGCAUCCUUCAGCAGUUCUUCCGAGCUCUCCAGCAGUCAUGGUCCUGGAUUUGCAAGGCUGAAUAGAAGAGAUGGAGCUGGUGGCUGGUCUCCACUUGUGUCUAACAAAUACCAGUGGUUGCAGAUUGACCUUGGAGAGAGAAUGGAGGUCACCGCUGUGGCCACUCAAGGGGGAUAUGGUAGCUCCAACUGGGUGACCAGCUACCUCCUGAUGUUCAGUGAUAGUGGCUGGAACUGGAAACAAUAUCGCCAAGAGGACAGCAUCUGGGGUUUUUCAGGAAAUGCAAAUGCAGACAGUGUUGUGUACUAUAGACUCCAGCCUUCUAUCAAAGCCCGAUUUCUGCGCUUCCUCCCUUUAGAAUGGAACCCCAAGGGCAGAAUUGGGAUGCGAAUCGAAGUGUUUGGAUGUGCAUACAGAUCAGAAGUGGUUGAUCUUGAUGGAAAAAGUUCCCUUCUCUACAGAUUUGAUCAAAAAUCCCUGAGCCCAAUAAAAGAUAUUAUUUCUUUGAAAUUCAAAACCUUGCAGAGUGAUGGGAUUCUACUCCACAGGGAAGGGCCAAACGGAGAUCACAUCACACUGCAAUUAAGAAGAGGAAGACUCUUUUUACUUAUUAAUUCAGGUGAAGCUAAACUGCCUUCCACUUCCACCCUGGUCAAUCUCACCCUGGGCAGCCUGCUAGAUGAUCAGCAUUGGCAUUCAGUGCUCAUCCAGCGUUUGGGCAAACAAGUCAACUUUACAGUGGACGAACACAGGCAUCAUUUCCACGCACAGGGAGAAUUCAAUUUCGUGAAUCUUGAUUAUGAGGGAAAUGUGUCAUUUUCUUGUUCACAACCACAAUCUAUGCCCGUGACUUUUCUGAGCUCCAGGAGUUAUUUAGCCCUGCCAGACUUCUCUGGAGAGGAAGAGGUUUCUGCCACUUUUCAAUUUCGAACUUGGAAUAAGGCAGGGCUUCUGCUAUUCAGUGAACUUCAGCUGGUUUCAGGGGGUAUCCUCCUCUUUCUGAGUGAUGGAAAACUUAAGUUGAAUCUCUACCAGCCAGGAAAAUUACCCAGUGACAUCACAGCAGGUGUCGGAUUAAAUGAUGGGCAGUGGCAUUCUGUCUCUUUAUCUGCUAAAAAGAAUCACUUGAGUGUGGCAGUGGAUGGCCAGUUGGCUUCUGCUGCUCCUCCGCUGGGGCCUGAGCAGAUUUAUUCAGAUGGCACCUAUUACUUUGGAGGUUGUCCUGACAAAAGCUUUGGAUCCAAAUGUAAAAGUCCACUUGGUGGAUUUCAGGGAUGUAUGAGGCUCAUUUCUAUCGGUGGCAGAGUGGUAGAUCUGAUUUCAGUUCAGCAGGGGUCCCUUGGGAACUUCAGUGACCUUCAGAUAGACUCGUGUGGCAUCUCAGACAGGUGUUCCCCCAACUACUGUGAACACGGUGGGGAGUGUUCCCAGUCCUGGAGCGCCUUUCAUUGUAACUGUACCAACACUGGUUACAGAGGAGCUACUUGCCAUAACUCUAUCUAUGAGCAGUCAUGUGAAGCCUAUAAGCACAGAGGAAAUACUUCAGGGUUUUACUAUAUAGAUUCAGAUGGAAGUGGUCCCCUGGAACCAUUUCUUCUAUAUUGCAAUAUGACUGAAACUACAUGGACCAUCAUACAGCACAACGGCUCUGAGUUAACAAGAGUCAGAAAUACUAAUCCAGAGAACCCAUAUGCUGGGUUUUUCGAGUAUGUGGCCAGCAUGGAGCAACUUCAGGUCACUAUUAACCGUGCGGAGCACUGUGAACAGGAGUUUACUUACUACUGCAAGAAGUCACGGCUGGUCAAUAAGCAAGAUGGAACCCCUCUGAGUUGGUGGGUAGGAAGAACCAAUGAAACGCAAACCUACUGGGGAGGUUCUUCACCUGAUCUUCAAAAAUGUACUUGUGGAUUAGAGGGAAACUGCAUUGAUUCUCAGUAUUACUGCAAUUGUGAUGCUGACCGGAAUGAAUGGACCAAUGACACUGGAUUGCUUUCUUAUAAAGAACAUCUUCCAGUAACUAAGAUCGUGAUUACAGACACAGGCCGACUGCAUUCAGAAGCAGCUUAUAAACUGGGGCCUCUACUCUGCAGGGGAGACAGAUCAUUUUGGAAUUCAGCUUCCUUUGACACUGAGGCUUCAUAUCUUCAUUUUCCUACUUUCCACGGAGAACUUAGCGCAGAUGUGUCUUUCUUUUUUAAGACAACAGCUUCAUCUGGGGUAUUUUUAGAGAACUUGGGGAUUACUGAUUUUAUACGGAUAGAGCUUCGCUCUCCGACAGUGGUGACUUUUUCAUUUGAUGUGGGGAAUGGGCCUUUUGAAAUCUCAGUGCAGUCACCCAACCACUUCAACGACAACCAGUGGCACCACGUGAGGAUUGAAAGGAACAUGAAGGAGGCCACACUUCAGGUGGACCAGCUGACACCGAAGACACAGCCCGCCCCUGCUGAUGGGCAUGUCCUCUUACAGCUCAACAGUCAGCUCUUUGUGGGUGGAACGGCCACCAGACAGAGAGGCUUUCUGGGCUGCAUUCGGUCUCUGCAGUUGAAUGGGAUGACCCUGGAUUUGGAAGAAAGAGCCCAGGUGACUCCAGAAGUGCAGCCAGGUUGUAGGGGACAUUGCAGCAGCUAUGGGAAGUUAUGCCGCAAUGGAGGGAAAUGCAGAGAAAGACCCAUUGGGUUCUUUUGUGACUGCACUUUCUCUGCAUACACAGGGCCAUUCUGCUCAAAUGAGAUUUCUGCAUAUUUUGGAUCUGGCUCAUCCGUGAUAUACAAUUUUCAAGAAAAUUAUCUUUUAAGUAAAAACUCCAGCUCCCACGCUGCUUCAUUUCAUGGUGAUAUGAAGCUGAGCAGAGAAAUGAUCAAAUUUAGUUUCCGAACAACACGAACACCAAGCUUGCUGCUUUUUGUGAGCUCCUUUUACAAAGAAUACCUUUCUGUUAUCAUUGCCAAAAAUGGAAGUUUGCAGAUCAGGUACAAGCUAAAUAGAUAUCAAGAUCCUGAUGUUGUUAACUUCGAUUUUAAAAACAUGGCUGACGGACAACUUCACCACAUAGUGAUUAACAGAGAAGAAGGAGUGGUCUUUAUAGAGAUUGACAAUAAUACAAGGAGACAAGUUCACCUGUCAUCAGGCACAGAAUUCAGUGCAGUCAAAUCUCUGGUAUUGGGCAGGAUUUUAGAACACAGUGAUGUGGACCAGGAGACGGCACUGGCAGGUGCACAGGGCUUCACAGGCUGCCUCUCUGCAGUGCAGCUCAGCCAUGUGGCCCCUCUGAAGGCAGCUCUGCAUCCCAGCCACCCAGACCCUGUCACUGUUACAGGACACGUGACCGAGUCCAGCUGUGUGGCCCAGCCUGGCACUGAUGCCACAUCAAGGGAAAGGACACACUCGUUUGCAGAUCAUUCUGGAACAAUAGAUGACAAAGAGCCCCUUGCUAAUGCAAUCAAAAGUGACUCUGCCGUAAUUGGAGGUCUGAUAGCUGUUGUGAUUUUUAUCUUGCUUUGCAUCACUGCCAUAGCUGUUCGCAUUUAUCAGCAGAAAAGGUUAUAUAAAAGAAGUGAGGCAAAAAGGUCAGAGAAUGUAGAGAGUGCUGAGGCUGUUCUGAAAAGUGAGCUUAAUAUACAAAAUGCAGUCAAUGAAAAUCAGAAAGAGUACUUCUUCUGAUUGGCAGCUAUGAUUUAACAUAAAAUUAUGACAGUUUGUUUUAAUAGCCAGGGGCUCUCAGUGGACAGAGGAAUGCUCUUACACUGAAUGUACAGGCAAUGGGUUUGCAGCACUGCCAUCUUGCCAUGUCCAGUCUUGGGGUGGCUCCACAAAGCCUCGUCCAGUGAUAUAUUUCUCAUAGCAUUCAUUCUAUGGAACAAGAAAUUAGAUAUUACUGUUAAUUUACAACUGUUCUGGUAUGAUCUAAAACAAGUUUAACCUGCUUAAUGGCUCCAGUUUUUACGUGUGAAAACUGUAGCCUUGGUCUCUUAACCAUGUAAUACAUAAGUUUUGUUAGAGGUAAAAAUUAAAUUUGGACUAUAAUGACCUUGCUUUAUUUGAGAACAUUUGCUGUGUUUGCUUUUGUCUUCCCAUGGUGUUCGUCAUAGACCUGGAAAUGCUUCUCAGAUCCUGUUUGGCCGGUGUUUGCAUCUUCAGUGGCCACAAGCAUAAUAAAGCCCCUUUGCCUUUCUCUGUAUUAUAUUCAAUACAAUACAUCAAUAGUCUUGAAAAAUGUUUUGUUGUCGUUGCUUUGUUUGUAUUGCUCAUUAUUCUAUUUGUCUCUUCUUAAUAUUGUUGAAUACAUUUGGUUUUGAGUGUCAGACUUCAACUCUGAACAUACAAGUUGUAUUUAACAAGACUCAAAGUGCAGUGGUUGUUGGUAUGUAAUGUCUUUCCUUUUAAAAAAAGUUUUCCAAUGAAUUUGCUACCAUUGUUUGAUGGCGACAGUACUUAAGACCCUGAGUAAUGCCAGUUUCCCAAAGAAUGUAAAAUGUUUUCAACUAAACUGUUGAUAUAUUUAAAAAAGUUCUUAACACAGCAAAAAAUUAUUUUUUAAUUUACAACUGUAAUACCUCAAAUGAAAUAUACUUAUGAGAGUAUUUUCCCCAAACCUAUGUCAGUUCUUUAUUGGUUUACAUUUCUGUUUUUCUGAAGUUUAUCACAAACUUUGCCUUGAUCUUCAAUGAUUAUACUUCACGAAUCAUCUUAUAUAUUAUCAAAAAAGAGACAAAUUGAAGUAUAGAGCUCCAUUUCCCAUUCGGAAAUAUAUACCCCUUCAGGUGUACAUUUUGCUGUGCAUAGACUUCCAGUGCAUACUUUUUGAAAUAUGAGCUGCAACCAUCAGUGAUCUACACAAUCAGUAAUUAAAGAGUGCACACUCUAAGGGGAGAUAGCAUAUUAAAUGAUCUACACUGAAUUUGUCAUUCCAGACACUUAUCAUCUGAAACGAUGGGGUGAAUUUCUCAAAAAUUACCAAGAAUCCAACUUGCUGAAUGGUACAUUCUGAUUAGGGUGUAUUAUACACUAGGAGAUCAAAGAAUGAUCAAUAACCUUAUGGAACUGUUAAAAUAAUUAAUUCUGAGACCAUGCAUACAAGGAACUAUCUUUGAAUUCCAUAAGGCAAUCAUACAAUAAAGGCACUCUUUUAUCCAUAUUCACACCUUCAAGUGCCUCCCAAGUAAAUAUUGGAUUUCUUAGUUUGUCUAUACCAGAAGAAUCUGGAAAUAUGUAAAUUUAGCAUAACUAUCAUCUUAUUUUCUAUAUUUUCCUUGUUAAGUCUUCUUAUAAAACCUGCCUCUCUUUUCUCACAGCAUUAUAUCCAUAUCGAUGUUUCUGCAAAUGUCUAACUAAAUCUUAGGAACCUGAAUUAACAUAGUAGCUUACGAAGGACCAAGGACCUAUGUUGGUAAAUGGCAUACUCUUUGUUUGAUUGGAAGACCUAUGGUGACAAGGGAAGGAUUUAACAUAGAAAUGGCAUUAUUUGAUGCAAAGCUGAAUGCAGAUGUCAUUAUAGCUCUGAAUCUUUGGCAAAUGUUCAUGUUAUUUAGUAGCAGUAUUAACCUCAUUGGUAGCUGGACUCUAGAGAGGUUUAUUGGUGAAGCCUCAUAGUCCUCUGUGGUCUGCACUGCUAGAGACUCAACAUUAUAGCAUCAAAAUGCAUUGACACAUCCUAUGCCAUGACCUUGAUUUCCUGAUUUGUAAUCUCUUAUUUUAUUAUUAAUAAAAUGCAUUUUUGAACUAAAA